UGUAAACGUGUUUUGAUGCGGGCCUUUCUGAAUCCCAGUUUAAGGCUGUAGUGCUGUAUCACACACACGUACCAAAUACCACAACCCAUAUCUAUGUAAAUAUAUAAGUUAACACUUGGUGAUACGACAGUGUUUUUUUCCGAACGUAUACUUAAGUGAUUUCCUGCUGAAUAUUUCGUCUUAAUCACGUGUACCCACAUGCAGAAUCCGCCUGUUGGAGGUUCACAAUCAAUAACAACACUGUGAUAUUAGUCUACAUUCGGAUUCUUCCCGGAGUUACCAGUGAGCCUACCAUUAUGAGGAGUUGUGCGGCGGUUUUCGGACUGACGUUCCUCGUUAUUACGGAUUUAGCUACUAUUAUAAGUUUCGCUACACCAUACUGGCUCGAACUUAACAUUGGAUUGUUUGGUUUGUCCGGACAAUGGAAAUUUCAUGGGCUUUGGGCCACUUGCGACCGGGACCAGUGUUCAUGGGUGUUUGAGGAUGGAGCUCGAGUUCUGUCCAGCGCAGAGUGGUUUAAGGCCACACAGGGCCUGAUGUCAGUUGGACUAGGAUUGGCUCUCCUGGCUCUGAUUGUGGCAACCCUUGCACUGUGUUGUCAGUGUCACGGCUGUAACUAUGCAAGCACUGUGGCGGGUCUGCUUCUCAUAUGUUUCCUGUGUAUCGGUGUGGCCGUGGCGUUGUUUGGGAUCAAAGCGAGCCAGGAUUUCAACGCCGUGGUAGCGUCGGAGAAUCUCGCCUUAGGGCAGGAAUACAAAUAUGCCUGGUCGUUCUGGCUAGCGGCUGGGGCGGCCGGAAUGGCCCUCAUUACGUCUAUAGUGUAUGGAUGUGCCGGCCUGAACACACAAUAUUGAACCAUUAGAGGAUAUCACAGGACCUUAAAACGGUAUUACCCGUUACGAAAAGUACUGACAGUUAGUGUAUCGUCAGAAGAAAAUGAUCCACCAUCUGUGUGGGCGUGGUCAAUGUAACUGGGUACUCAGUAUCCACCAAUCAGGGUCUAAGUUAUUGGGUCGGGUGGGUAGUAGGUGGGGUUCAUCCUUAUUUUGUGUGAACUCCGGAGUCUCGUGUCGGACUAUAAACGUCAGCCUAUAUAUGGUAUCAAAACAAACGUGUGGAAGUCACGUGAUGAUUUUCAGAAUCGUGCCUUUUUACUUGUUAUUUUGGCCUUUACUGUACAUUUAAUCAAUGCUCUGGUGAACAGCACCGCAUCCCUGUCAUUGGUUCCAUUUGUUUAUUUCAUAUCAUGUUUAUUCUGAAUACUCAUGAAUGUUAAAACUCACUUAACAGAUUUUUUUUUUUUAUAACUUCGCGCCGGUCUUUUUGAAAUGAAACUUUAUAAUUGUUCCGGGUCAGAUAACAUAAACAAUCGUGUUUCGUCCUGUGUCGUGCGUCGUGCGUCGUGCGUAAACUUUUACUUUAAACCGUCUCCUCUCAUAUGCCUAAACAGAUUUCAACCAACUACGGUCUGAAACAUUAUUGAGGGAGGGCAGUCAUAACUUACAUAAAAGAGGCUGGUUCGACGACUUGGAACAGAGGGGUGUGCCCCCCCCCCCCCCCCCCCC
This is a messenger RNA of Pecten maximus, 1565 nucleotides long. RefSeq lists its product as uncharacterized. Gene Ontology annotation, cellular component: membrane. The record is from RefSeq and is a predicted model, not a curated record. The transcript has 3 exons. The coding region runs from base 297 to 854 and encodes 185 amino acids. Lineage: Eukaryota; Metazoa; Mollusca; Bivalvia; Pectinida; Pectinidae.